AUGCAGGAACCGACCUAUGACCCCAGAGAUUGCCUACUCAUACAAGCUGGUCGGCAUCCCGAACAAGACUAUCGUCAGCCUGCGCAUCGAAUUUCCACCCAACGGAUCAACUCCCCCCAUCGGCAUGGGGGCGCGAACGUUGGCGCUUAUGUCCUUAAAGGAACGCUCCUUAAUAAAAUGAACGAAGAGCCUAUGAAAACGAUUGAAGAGGGUGGAAGCUGGUUUGAAGCACCUGGGUGUCAUCAUCGCAUCAGCGAUAAUGCUAGCAAGACCGAGCCCGCCACGCUCAUUGCUACCAUGCUGACGGACACUGAAGUGUUUGAGAGGGACGGUAUGGGGGCGCUUAUCCAGAUUGACGAGGAGUAUCGGUAA
Penicillium mononematosum is the source of this 372-nucleotide messenger RNA. Its product is annotated as cupin domain-containing protein. The transcript has 2 exons. The record is from RefSeq and is a predicted model, not a curated record. Lineage: Eukaryota; Fungi; Ascomycota; Eurotiomycetes; Eurotiales; Aspergillaceae. Bases 1 to 372 code for a protein of 123 amino acids.